Molecule: messenger RNA, 1605 nt
Organism: Helianthus annuus (common sunflower)
Lineage: Eukaryota; Viridiplantae; Streptophyta; Magnoliopsida; Asterales; Asteraceae
Product: D-amino-acid transaminase, chloroplastic
Exons: 5
Coding region: 175-1422 (415 amino acids)
Biological process (GO): carboxylic acid metabolic process
Molecular function (GO): catalytic activity
Source: RefSeq, a predicted model, not a curated record
ACGAGAAAUGACCAAGGGUGACAUAGGAAGGGCGAUAUACUACAAUCCCUAGUCUAAGGACUUGUUGGAUUCGAAUUAACAAUCAAAGAGACUUGAUUGGCCCUUGUUUAAAUAAAUAAAGGCUGUAUGUGUAUGUAUGAUUGGAUGUAAAUUGGAAUUAGUCAUGAAGUAACAAUGGUGGGUUCAUAUACAUCCAAAACUAGUGGAGAGCAUCUUUUCCAUCGAAUACGUUUGAAAGGCCCGCAGGCACAUCACAUCACAUCACAUGUUCGAAGACGAUCAUCAUCAUCUUCCUCCAUGGCUGCUCCCUCGUUUUUGAAGAAACCCAUCUCUGAAACCCCGCUGGUUAUCGAUAAGUCUCGAAAUCUCCGUCUCCCUCUUCACUUUUCUCAAUUUAGGUUAUGUGGAAGACGCCAUGUGGUUAAAAGUUCAUUGAUCGAGAGUAAUCAUGUUCCUAUUCUUUCGGCUUCCGAGGCAAUUGAAAGACUGAGGACAAGCCGGGAAAGUUGCAAAAGAACGCAACGCUAUUUGGCUAUGUACUCGAGCGUUUUUGGUGGGAUCACGACAGACCAAGGCGCCAUGGUGAUUCCAAUGGAUGACCAUAUGGUUCAUAGAGGACAUGGUGUUUUCGACACUGCUGCCAUAGUUGAUGGAUUCCUAUAUGAGCUGGAGCAACACCUUGAUCGCUUCCUAGGUUCCGCAAGCAAAGCAAAAAUAAAGCCCCCUUUCGAUAAAGAAACCACGAAAAGAAUACUUGUACAAACCGCAAGUGCUUCAUCUUGUAAAAAUGGAUCAUUAAGAUACUGGCUUUCAUCCGGUCCUGGUGAUUUCCAACUCUCUCCCUCUGGCUGCCACCAGUCAACUCUUUACGCCAUUGUCAUCCAAGACCUAUCCCCUCCUAACUACAACGGCAUCAAAGUAAUUACAUCAUCUGUUCCAAUAAAGCCACCACAAUUUGCCACCAUGAAGAGCGUAAACUAUCUUCCAAAUGUUCUUUCCAAAAUGGAAGCUGAAGAAAAUGGCGCAUAUGCUGCCAUCUGGUUGGAUGAACAGGGCUUUGUUGCUGAAGGGCCCAACAUGAAUGUGGCUUUUGUAACACCAGAGAGUGACCUUUUGAUGCCUCCCUUUGACAAAAUACUCAGCGGGUGUACUUCAAAGAGGGUUUUGGAACUUGUACGCCAUUUGGUACAAAUCGGGCAACUUAGAGGGGUACAAGUGAGAGACGUGAGUGUGAAGGAAGGGAAACAGGCACGAGAGAUGAUGCUGAUUGGUAGUGGAGUUGUUGUUCGACCCGUAUUGCAGUGGGAUGAUCAGGUCAUAGGCAAUGGUAAAGAAGGUGUAGUGACAGAGUCUCUUCGAAAUCUAAUUUUGGAGGACAUGAAAAAUGGUCCAUCAACCGUACGCACUCUUAUUCCUUACUAAUUUGAGGAUUCUGGUGUUUGCCUGCUGCUGCUUCGUUUGUUGUUUGUUAUAUGCUUAACUUGUACUAACAUAUUCCCAUGUUUAUGACUAGCCCAAAUCUGGAAUUGCAUGUUGCAGUUGCACGAACUUGACCUGAAAUCAAAUAAUUGACCAAAUGAGAAUUAAAACAAUUGGUUUGUAGAA